UUCUUCCGAACGUUCUUAUCAAUUAAAUUAUGUUAUACGGAUAACGUAAAUAAAAUUGCUACAAGUCGAAACGUGAAAACAUGAUUCGAAAUAAUUCUAAGUCACUAAAAACAUGAAUGACGGCGUGUUGAUGAUUCUUUCAUUGAUGAUUGCUUCAUCGAUGACGUGUUAAUUAAUUAAAGGAUUGAUUUUUUUCUUGCCGGCGAAACUUAACGAUCUUCACCAUUAUCGCAGUGCAACGACGGCCAGGUGCUCAAACAUGCCGUGACCAUCAAUUUAUCGCCCAACGAUGAAAUGACGAUUACGCCGUAUUAGGUGGCACCAUGUUACAUGAAACCUGCUGGAUGUGCACGAUGGCGAUCUCUUAAAUUGGGAAACAGCGUGCCGAUAAAGCCAGGUGACGUUUGCUCUCUGCUGCCUGAUAAAUGUUGGUUCAAGAUCAUCUCGACAGAUACGAUGCAGGAAGGUGAUCAGAUGUUGAAGAGAAAGAUCGAUGAGGUAGAUUUAAAUAAUGAAGUGGACAGUAAAAAGGCCUGCUUAUUGUCAAGCAUGGAAGCUGCUGUAUCUCCUGGCAAAACUUUGAAUGAUGUUCUCCAAGAUAAGGAUCUAUCAAAUGAGGAUAAGGAUUGUCCGGUUAAUGGAAAUGGAGAACAUAGAGACGAAGCUGCUCCAGUUUUGCAGAUCGAUUCUACAAGUGUGCCAGAGGGAAAUGAUAUGACUGCGACAAGUUCCAAGAUGUCAAUAGACUCUCAGGAUGUAAUUGAACCUCCUGUUGACCAGGAGAAUAACAGGAAGCGGAAAAUAAGGAAUAUUAAUUUAACAAAUAAAGCCGCGACAAAUGGUGAAUCAUGCAAAAAGGUCAAAUGGGACAUACACGUCAGUGAUCAGAUCGAAGAAGUUCCGUCGAACAAUUCUCAGUCCGUUGCUAUGCCUCAAGAUCAAGCGAGUACGUCCAAUUUUAAUAGAGUAUCCAGAGAAAAAUGUAGAUAUGGUGCUCAAUGUUAUCGGAAGAAUCCCAAUCACAAGAACAAUUAUAGUCAUCCAGAUGAUUUGGAUUACGAUGAAGUUGACAAUCGGGAGGAGUGUCCGUACGGCGUGAAGUGCUAUCGUAAGAAUCCGCAGCACAAGGCGCAGUUUAAACACACAUUCGCACCGCGUCGUCGUCGAAGAGCCGCUACCCCUAUGCACUUGGUCGUUGUCGAUACGUCUGAAACAGAAGCGUCGUCCGCAGAGGAGUCUGUUGAUGAGUCCGAUUACGAGCCAUCCGUGUAUACAGAGAGUUCGGAUGAUUGGGAUGAUAGGAGUGAAUUAGAAGACGGUACAACCGGCUGACAAUCGUUGAUCUUCCAUAAAAUUGGAUCCUAUAUUUUCAAGAGUGUCCAAAUUAUUGAUGUAA
Molecule: messenger RNA, 1396 nt
Organism: Atta colombica
Lineage: Eukaryota; Metazoa; Arthropoda; Insecta; Hymenoptera; Formicidae
Product: aprataxin and PNK-like factor
Exons: 5
Coding region: 331-1332 (333 amino acids)
Biological process (GO): double-strand break repair
Cellular component (GO): site of double-strand break; nucleus
Molecular function (GO): DNA-(apurinic or apyrimidinic site) endonuclease activity; 3'-5' exonuclease activity
Source: RefSeq, a predicted model, not a curated record